AUGUCCACCUUGUCACCAUCACCACCACCACCUCAAAACUCCGCCUCCGGCUCGGGGCCAUCUCCUACCCCUCCAAAGGUGGUAUUUCCCAUUUCACCCGUACCACCAAAUCCUCUCGGGGGAGACCGGUAUAUCAAAACAGCCGCUGCUCUUAUCAUAGGAGACGAAAUUCUCAAUGGAAAAACCCAUGACCGCAACUCGCAUACAUUCGCACAGUACUGCUUUGUACACGGGGUAGAGCUGAAGCGGAUAGAAGUCAUUGCAGAUAACGAAGAUGAGAUCAUCGAAGCUAGCAGGAGGUUGGUAAAGGCGUACGAUCUGGUAAUCACGAGUGGCGGGAUUGGGCCUACGCAUGACGACAUAACUUAUCAGUCCCUCGCCAAGUCCUUCAACCAAAACCUCGUCCACCAUGAAGAAACAAUCCGACGCAUGUCAGAGAUGAACAAAUACCGCAAGUGGGUAGGCACCCAAGACGCACAACAACGCGCCGCCACCCGUCGGAUGGCACUCUUCCCUGAAAAAGCAGAAGUAAUCUUCGUGGGGGAGGACAUUUGGGUGCCUGUAGUCCGACUCGAAGGAAAAUUAUGCAUCUUCCCCGGCAUCCCCGCCCUCUUUCAAAAGAUGCUGCACGGCCUAACACCCUUUUUGCCCCUUCCACCAAAGAGCGAGCGGCCUCUCCGGAUACAGAUUUUUACCGAACGCGCAGAAUCAAUGAUAGCACCCUACCUAACAUCCCUCCAAGAACGUCUCAAACCCCACGGCAUCCAAGUCGGCUCGUAUCCCGUCCUGUACAAGGGCGUAUUUGUGAGCCUUAUCGGGCGCGACCUCGAGUCGAAGGAGGAUGGUGGGGUGUGGCUUGCAGAGGUCGCGAAGGAGGUGGAGCAGGCUGUGGAUGGAAGGGUGGUUAGUGAGGAGGAAGUGGCGGCGCAGAAGGGUGAGGUGGUGGGGAAUAAGAAUAAGAUUGCGGGGCAGAUGGAGGAUCUGCCCAAUGAGUUUGCGGAGAAUGAUAAGGCCAAGUUUUGAUAAGAUUUCCAGGUUGGUCCGCCUUCGUCUUCAAUGAUGUACCAUCAAUCGCAAGCUGCAUUUUCUUGAACUGAUUC
Molecule: messenger RNA, 1100 nt
Organism: Laccaria bicolor S238N-H82
Lineage: Eukaryota; Fungi; Basidiomycota; Agaricomycetes; Agaricales; Hydnangiaceae
Exons: 7
Coding region: 1-1023 (340 amino acids)
Source: RefSeq, a predicted model, not a curated record